AUGAAAAGCUUACUGAAACUAACUGUAAUGCUUUGGAUUCAAAGUUCCCUAUCUGGGAGGUACAAUGAGGCACAUGCGGCACUAUGUAAAGAAGAAUUAUCAGCAGCAAUAAACAAAUUUGCGAUUGAUAUGUACAUGGAGUUAUCUGCAAGCCAUCCAGGUGAAAAUGUCUUCUUCAGUCCAAUUAGCAUUACAACUGCUUUGUCUAUGUUGAUGCUUGGAGCCAAAGGGGAGACAAAAUCUCAAAUGGAGGAUGUACUCUAUACAACCGGUCUGAAGAAAUGUCUUCACGACACAUACCAAUUUUUUGAUAAAAAUCUUUAUGGAGGCGUAGGAGGACCAAUUCUUGAGUCAGCUAACAAGCUAUUUCCUGAUCAGACUUUAGUUGUAAAUGGGCGUUUUAAAAGAGACAUAGCCAAAUAUUAUAAUGCCACUGUUGAGGGGCUUGAUUACAGAGAUUCAGCUGCAAGCCGUGCGAUCAUAAACGCCUGGGUGUCAAAGCAGACCAACACAAUGAUACCAAGUGUGCUACAUCCAAGUUCAAUUAAUUCAAUUACAGUCAUGGUGCUAAUUAAUGCUAUUUACUUCAAAGGCAACUGGCUCAACAAGUUUGACAUAUCCGAUACAUCUGUUGAGAGUUUCACAACUGAAUCUGGUGGCAAAAUCAAUGUUAACAUGAUGUAUCAAGAAGAUCUGUUUAACCAUUACUACGAUAAUGAUCUCAAAGCACAAUUUCUUGAACUGCCCUAUGUAGUAGGAAAAAAUGAUGGAAGUGUUGACAUUCGCAUGGUUAUUAUUCUCCCAGAUGCCAAAGAUGCUAUUAAUGACCUUCAAAACAAACUCACACACGAAAAACUUGCGAAAGCUUUAGAUGAGCUCCAGUAUUGGCCUACACCUACAUAUUUACAUGUGCCAAGAUUUGAGUCCAGGGAGAACUACGAGCUUCACUCCAUUCUGGAAGCUAUGGGAAUGGACGAGUUGUUCUCUGCAAGUGUUAAUCUGGAUGGUUUCAGUACUGAUCCCAGAGUGGAUGUCUCAACUGUUCUACAUGAGGCAGCAGUGGUUAUCAAUGAAAAUGGUACGGAGGCUUCUGCAGUUACUAACGUAAUAGGAGGGAGAUCAGGUUAUAUCCCUGAUCCUGCAACUGUCAAAUGUGACAGGCCAUUUCUGUUCCUCAUCAGGGAGGUGAAAGAGGAAGUGGAUGGAUGGGCAAUGAAAACUAUUCCUGGACCAAUUUUAUUCUUUGGGAAGGUUUCCCAUCCAAAGGAGGUGCAGAAGGCUGUAUGCAAUGGAGGAAAUCUAGACAAAUGCAGAGAUAAAUGUAGGAUUAAAUGCUUUGAAGCAAAUAAGAAGCGAACGGACAAAGCCAAAAAGGCCAGGAAUGGGAAAUGCCCCACUUGGGUAGGCUUAAUGAAAGCUUACAAAAAAUGCAAGAUCGAUUGUCGCGUGAAGGAGUGUACAAAUAAAUGUUGA
Molecule: messenger RNA, 1473 nt
Organism: Owenia fusiformis
Lineage: Eukaryota; Metazoa; Annelida; Polychaeta; Sabellida; Oweniidae
Source: the annotation of a GenBank genome assembly